AUGGGUACUUGGUGGCAUAGAGAAACAUACUUAGCCACUUUUUCAGCUACACUUCUCACUCAGCUGCACCCUACACUUCUCACUCAGGUGCACCCCCUUCUGCUGUCCUUUCCCCAACGUACUGGGUCCCGAGCGUGGUGGGUAUUUGCCACACUGGGUGCCAGCUCAGCAGCCCUCCACCUCUCUUUAUUCUCUCCAAAGCUGGUCUUUCUGACUAUCAUUGUGGUAGGGGGAGGACAGAUGCUAAAGGUGGAAGCUGACCUGGAGAAAGAGACACACGGGGUGACUGUGGCAAAGGACAGCUGGAAAAGAAACUAUCACUUCUUCAUUGGCAACCGCAAGGCGCCCGAGGCCACGGCACUCCCAGAGGCUGUGCGCAGAGCCAAGCCUCUCAACCUCUUCUGGCCCUGCGUCCUGCAGCGAAGUCUCUGCUGUAAGACGGUAGACUCCUUCGAUGAGGUGCUCAAAAAUGCUACCCGGGGUGGUGGGGUCUGGCUUGCAGUCUGGCCCAAUUCAGAGAAAGUUGCAGAGAUCAGGGGCCAAGGAUGUCAUAGCCCCAGGUUGUCCUCAGGGUCCCAGUCCUAGGGCAGGGUGUGCAUGGAAGCAAGAACUAUGGAAACCUAGCUCCAGUCUGCAGGCUCUGAGCCCCUAGUUCCUCACUCCAGCGGGGCUCCCUCACUGCACAGAACCCAUCCCUUCUGUGUGGGCACUGCUGACCACACAGAUGACCCAGACCCAAAGAGCCUGGCAGAAGCUCUGUGGUUGGAGUUGGGCUCUGUCUCCAGGUCUGGUUCAGGGGGAUCAGGAAGCCUCUUUUCCACCUGUGGCUUCACUGGCCCUUUGAGAUUUCCUAUCUCACCAUUACUUCAGUUACCCUUGCAGGGGGCCAGGGAGUCAAGAAUAUACCUGUGUUCUCCCUCCAGGAUCUAAGCCGGCCAUGCCUUCCAGAGAGCAUAACCAACUCGACAGGGGUGCCCAGUUACCCCACAAACUGAAGGAAGGAGAUCCUGCCCCCGUCCCCAGGAGUGCUCUCAACCAGCCUCAGAAAGCUUGAGAAGAUGGACCCUUUGCCCACCAGGGUUAAUUCCUGGUGGGGCAGCUCGGCUGUGAUCAGGGCACCCAAACCUAUAGGAAGCCUUCCAGUGUGAGCUGGAAUUAGACUGAACAUGUGCUUGGGCCUGCCUCUCCCUAGACCCAGCUGCGGGGCACUCCAGGGAAUGAACCAGCUCAAGUGUGUCUCUUAACAGCAGCCUGGAGCUACCCCAAUCCCUCACAGCCUGACCCUCCUCAUUCCAUCAGAUGCAUUUGUAGAAUCGCGGCAAAUUUCCUUAUUUAUUUAUGGCCCAUGCCUUUCCCCCUCUUCAUCCUGAUCCCGUUUUGCUUUGAAGAGACCCCAGUAACCAAAAAACAGCCUCCAGAAGCCAAAACCAUGCCUGGAUCUCCCAUAGCUUCUCCUUUGCUUCCAGGAGAAAGUUCACUGAAAAAAAAAAAUAUCUUCUGGCUUCUUGUGUAUACAGAGACAACAGAACUCGGUGGGGAAACAGGAAUCUUUUCUGCACCAAAGCUGCUUCUAAAGCAGAAAGCAGUGGGGCUCUUGGUGUUUCAUGCUGCCUUAUUUAUAUUAAAGGAAGAAUUAAAUCUUGCAAGGAGUAGAAA
Messenger RNA from Gorilla gorilla gorilla (western lowland gorilla), 1656 nucleotides. RefSeq lists its product as uncharacterized. The transcript has a single exon. The record is from RefSeq and is a predicted model, not a curated record. The coding region runs from base 1 to 585 and encodes 194 amino acids. Lineage: Eukaryota; Metazoa; Chordata; Mammalia; Primates; Hominidae.